UUGCAGGUUCUUGUCCUUUUUCUAAUACUUCUAUUGUGCAGUUUGUGUUUAAAAUUUAAAACUAUGAUCAAACCUCUCAUAUUUAUCUUUAUAAUUCUUACAUUGGCUUUCAUUCUCAUGGCUUUCGUUACGUUUUUCCAUUUCUUCUAUGGAGUUAUUGAUUAUAAUGGAUUGUGUAAAGAUAGUACAAGAAUAAAAGCGGAUAGUUUCAUUUAUUCGAUGCACAAGCAAUGCACGGACAAUCAGAAUGUAUACAAUUUAUUGACAGACAAUCAUUGGAUAAUCAGUUUAUCUGAAUGGGAUACCAUCGAUGAAACUGAAAUAAUUGACGAUUGCAAGGACACUUGCACCAUUUUGGAUCGGGAAUGUAUAAAAAAAGUGCUUGAAUAUGAAAAGAAUUAUCCAAAAAAAAAUUUUUGUGAAUAUGACGCAUUAAACCAAUCGUGGCUAGAUCUCAUCAUUGACAAGAGUAUAGCCAAUAAUAAAAAUAGAACGCUUUGCCUUUUGGAUAUGGCAAAAAAAGGGACAGAAGUUUCAAAGCUGCCUCCAGAAGACUAUACACGGUGCACUACUGGUUAUAAAGCGGGUAAACAAUUUUCCAAAUCGUUACAAGCUGCCUACGAUGAAUCAAAUUCGUUGUGUGAAACUACUGUUCGCUCUUGUGAGGCAUAUGGAAGAGAAAUCUCACACAUCGUUGAGGAUGUAAUUGCGUUUAAAACAAAUUCUGAAAACAAGCUUAAGCAAGUGCUUGGACCCUGUGAUGUUAUGCUUAGCUCUGCAAGGACAAAACAAAAAGAGUUCUGUAACUGUGAAUCGUACAUAUUGGUGUGAGUUAUAUCUUAUGUUUAUGUUCCCUUUUUGACUAUGUUACCGUUAACAUAUAUAAAUAAAAUGUAUACCGUUGGAAAGGAGAAAACAUGUAGAACGGCACAACUGGAUCACAGGUAAAAAUGCGUUGGCGCAAAUUCGGCGACUACACAACUACAAGCGCGGUGGCGCGUUACAGAAAUCGCUGUUCUGUAUAAGUGGCAAAUACAUAUAUCGAACAAUUGUGUAACGUUUAUUGUUUACGGCGGAUUUGUGGUUGCGAUUGUUUUUCAUUUUUAAUUGUGUUUGGACUUUGAGUGUUGCAAUACAAGCUAAAUUCUGUUAGGGAAUGAACGCGAUCAAUUGUAUCAGAAUGUUGAAUUUCUUCAGGAUAAGGUGCUGUAUUUGCGGAUUCCUAUGCUGAAAUUGCGGAUUCCUAUGCCGAUAACUUUUUUGUUGAAAAGAUUUCAAAAUGGCGCAUCAGUUCGAGACUUCAUUGAUACCUACGUGGCCACAUAUGACAACAAAUUCAAAUUGACCGAUUUGAUUCGAUUGUUCAUUCAAGGAAGAUUUAAGCAAAAACUAGAAACAGAAGAAAUGAUUUAGCACGAUAAUCUUUAUAUAUAUACUUCUUCUGUGCGUGUGUAUGUCACUGAACUCCUCCUAGACGGCUGGACCGAUUUUGAUAAAAUUUUUUGUAACGGUGUAUGGGUUGGCAGUAUUUUAUUCCUAUUGGGCACACUUUUGGCUCUCCUGCUAUUGCCAUGCUUACUGUGUCUGUUCGUCAAAUGUAGCGAAGAUGAUUGUAUGAUUUCAAGAAGAGAUGGAGAAAGCGAUGAUAGCGAUGAAUUGGCCCAUUCAAUAGUAUUGCCAGCAAUAACACUACCAAAGCAUGUAAUAAACUCUCUACAGGAAAAUCCCCGUGUUAACUACAAAGUUAAGAAAAUCAAUUAAUCUGGAAGCAUUUAAGUGAUUCGUGAAAAUAAAAAAUCUGGUAAAAGAGCACAACAAGCCGAAAACGAAAAAUAUAUUUAGAAUUUGCGCUUCGUUAGACACUUCUCGGCGCGCUUUUUAAGCUUUGCUAUCUUGUCAAAAACUCUACAGUGGAGCACUCCAACAAAGUUAUUCAGUUGAAUAGAAACCAAGAACGUUUGUUGAUAUUUCAUCAAGCCUCAUUAUAUUCCAACUCAAUUUGUUUAUGUUUGUUUCGUCAUUCUCUUAAUUUUAGGCCAGAAAACCUUUAUUAAACCUGUAUGUCAUAAUGUUCACGAAAUAUACCAUUAAUUAUUUGCUUUGGUACUUUCAUCCAAAAAAAUUAAUUGGCCGGAGUCUAAAACAGCACAACAGAGGUUGUCAAAACAAGUUUUUAUUAUAUUACCAAAGUAAAGCAUGGAUUAUUUAAAAAUGGGACUUUAACCUUUCAUUAGACCUCACAUCCCACAAAUCUGUUGAACAUAAACUGAUAAAGGAUCCAUACGUUCAUUUGACUUUUCAAUGGAUAGCUAAAGUAUUAAAUGAAAUUCAUAGUACAAUUUUAGAGAAAAGAUAAGGAAUAAAUUUUCCUUGAUUGUGCACUUGUUGAAACCUAUAUAUAUACCAUAUGUACCAUGUCGUUUCAAACGUAACCGUUGUGCGAUAACUUUGUCGAGAGAGGUUUGGUAUUUUUUCGUCUAAAUAAUCAUAUUAGGGCAAAAAUGAUACUAAAAAUUGUUUAUUUAUUCGAAAAAUACAUUCUGGCUAAACUGGUGGUUUCUAUUUCGCGGAAGUAUGUUCGUGUUUAAGGUAUGACUACCAAAAAUUAUAAAAUCUUGUGAAAGCAAUUGCAGCUAUAUCAGUAAGUACGUAUUUUUGAGCGACAAGUUCGAAUUGAGUUUAUAAAAACGCUUUGCUUCAGCUUGCUUAUACUCGUAUAAGAAAACAGUUUGUGCAAGUAUGUAUGUACACACAGCUUGAGUGUUCUUUUCAAUUACGUUUCACAUGUUGCUCUCUGAUUGAAUGUUAAAAUGAUAUCUGAAAUGUGUGAGCAUUGAAAAAAGUAGCAUUUCAUUAUUUUCAGAUAAAAUUUUCACGACAAUAUUUUGUGCGGGAUUUUCUUCUAACAAAUCAUUUAUAAAAACUUUAUCAUUACUAAAUUCAAAACGUUUAUAUAUAUAGAAAUAUAUUAACUAUCGAAGUUUUAAAAAUUAUAUAUUUUAAAAUAAAUUCAAGAAUACUGCGAAAUUGCUUGGGAUCCUCAAUAUUUUUUAACUGAAAUACGUAUAUUGCAAGAGUUAUGCCCUCGGACACUCAGAAUUGUUUACCGAAGCCGAUAUUUAAAGGGUUGACACAAUUAUUUUUGAAUGGUUUUGGCACUAACAAAUUACCAGAGGGAUACAUGGAAGGAGAUGAGUAUGGUCCGAAAACAAAGAAACAAGAUUUUACCGCUUUAUUCACUUCAUUCUACAUUCUUAUAGUACUGGCUGUUUUAUGUGUUUUAACAUUUUUACUAACGAUUGUUUUCUUAGUGUGGUAUUGCAACCGAGACAAAUAUAAACCAGAGCUAAGUAGAAACCCAAAAUUAUGCACUUUAUUGCUAACUUCACUGCUUCUGUUGUCGCUCAUAUUAUUAGCGCUCUUCCUUUUCAGUACUUUCACAAACCUUUAUCAUCUGAAAAAAUUAUAUAAGAAGCCGAAGAAUGAUUCAAGUACCGAAGAUGCUGUGAUAAUGCAACGUAUAAUCGAAAUUCUUGACAACAAUUUUGAAAAUUUAAGAAAUGAUUCAAUGAAUGGAUGCAGGAAUUCUCCAUCUUUGACAGAUCUUUACCCUGAAACAACAAAAGCGAGGAAACUUUCAAUCGCCAACGGAGAAAUGUUCGAAGAUUUUAUAGAAACGUUUAUCGAACCAAUUUUCGACAAUACAUUAUUGUAUGAUGAUCUAUUUCGAUCGUUUUCACGAAAUUUUAGUGCCUUUCUUGCUGUAUCUAAAAAAGGAGGGCAGUAUAUUCUAAGUAAUAAUGCAAGUCAUUACAAUUAUGAAAUAUUCUCAUUAGACGAUUGGGAAGGACUAUAUAAUUCAAUAAUAGCAAUCAAGGACUUAAUGAAUUUUUAUAAAGAUUCCGCGUCUUCAGAAUUACGAAGGUCACGAGUCUGCUAUCAAGUUAGUGAAUACUUUAAUAAAUUAGCUUCUUAUGCUAGAGGGCAGCAAGUUUAUCUUGCAGAAAAGUUGAAAUCACAUUCGCUGAGUGAGGAUCCACUGAUCGCGCCUCCAUACAAAUUCGCUCACGUCGCGUGCAUUAUGGCGAUUGUGGUCCUUGUGAUGUUUUUCUUACUUGUGAUGUGCUCAUUGUGUACAAAAGGGAAUGUUAUGAUCAAAGCUCUUUUAUUUGUUUAUAUAAUCCUCACCCUGCUUUUAAUACUGAUGGCGUUUGUUACAUUUUACCAUUUCUUUUAUGGGAUUAUUGAAUAUAAUGGAUUCUGUCAUAAAAUGGAAGAAUCGGCUGAGAAACAAAAUUUCAAUCACGUAAUGUUAACAGAUUGCACCAACGAUCAGAAUUUCUAUACAUUAUUGUUGGAAAAUAAUUUGAUUCCCCCCUUUUCCAAGUGGAUAGAUUUAAAUACAGCGAAAAUACAGGAAAUCUGCGAAGACACUUGCCGACCCCUGAACAUGACGAUCCUCCAGAGGUUACGACCAGAAGUUGAGAAAUUGCCGAAAAAAAAUCACUUUUGUAAAUUUAAGUCUAUCACAUCAACCUGGCUGACACCUAUACGCUUAGCACAUGUCAUAUAUAAUUCGAGAUUCUUAACAGACGAUUGGAUUAUAAAAAUUAAUGAAACUUAUUAUCACGAUCGUGUAAAAUUUUCGAAUUGCAAUUUGAAUAUGGCAGUUAAAGCAAGCAAAUUUAACCCAACAGUCAGCAAAAUGGAAUUUUGGAAAUGCCGAGCAGCCUACAUAGUUGGUAGAGACUUUGCAGUAUCUAUUCCGUCCAUCUAUGGCGAAGUGAAAGAUAUGUGUAAAACUACUUACGAAAAAUGUGUAUACUACAACAUUCACGAUGUACCAAUAAUAAUUACUAACGUAAAUAAUUAUAAAACAAAUGUUGAACGCAGUCUUAAAAAUGCGCUAGGAUCAUGUGCAACUAUACUGGACAUGAUUAAAGCAAAACAAAACAAAUCUUGUAAUUGCGAGACGUAUAUAUUGAAUGGUGUCUGGAUUGGUGGUUUACUGUUCGUAAUAACUUUGUUUCUGGCCCUACUUUUGCUGGCCGGCUUUAUAUUUAAACUUGUAAUAUGUAGAGAUCAUCGGGACGAAAGACACGGAGGAAGGAGUAGGGAUGAUGACUCUGCAGAAUCAAUACUACUGCCGCCGAUAACAUUACCAAGACGUGUAAUCGAUACACUAGAGAAUGAUGAAAAUCCUCGCGUUACCUAUCACAUAAAGAAACUUAAUUAAUUAGAGGGCCUGGGCUCUACUGGAUUCGUCUUACAUGUCAAAAAUUUUAUUCAAAUUAUGAAUAAGGCAAUGAACGUGAUUAUAAAUGGAAAACAGAGAAACUGAAAAAUGUUUAAAUUUACUUUUAAGAAUGCUUGUAUGUUAUAAAAAAUAUACACUCACUAUGUUUUUAACGAUAGAUCGUAGGAGCAUGUCCAAUAAAUAUACAUUUUUAACACUA
Molecule: messenger RNA, 5456 nt
Organism: Bactrocera oleae (olive fruit fly)
Lineage: Eukaryota; Metazoa; Arthropoda; Insecta; Diptera; Tephritidae
Source: RefSeq, a predicted model, not a curated record